AUGUCCAACCUCGACCAGUCCCUCGACGAGAUCAUCUCCGCUGCCCCCAAGCGAUCCAACCGAAAGAACCGACGAGGAGCAAGCGCUGCUGGAAACGGUGGAGUCCAGAAGGCCACCCCUGCCGCCCCCAAGGCUGGUACCCCCAAGAACAAGCAGCAGAAGCAGCAGCAGCAGAAGAAGGUCGCUGCUAUUGUCAACCCCAUUGACGAGGCCAAGAAGCUCGCCAGCAAGGUCAUUAUUUCCAACCUGCCCCAGGACAUUGGCGAGGACGCCAUUCGAGACUACUUCAAGACUGAGAUCGGACCCAUUUCCGCCUGCACCAUGGUCUACAACAAGGGUGGACACCCUGCCGGAAUCGUCAAUGUCACCUUCAAGCGACAAGGUGAUGCUGCCAAGGCCGCCGACAAGUUCAACGGUACUUCCAUCGACCGUGGAAAGCGAUACAUGAAGGUUGAGUUGGUUUACGACCCUUCCAAGACCCCUCUGUCUGCCCGACUCCAGCCCAAGCCCGAGCCUGCUCCCGCCAAGGCCACCGUCAACGCUGCCGCCAAGGCCAAGCAGCAGCAGCAGCAGCAGCAGAAGAAGAAGGCCACUAAGCCCAAGCCCAAGAAGGCCCCCAAGAAGACUGUGGAGCAGCUCGAUGCCGAGAUGGCUGACUACUUCCAGGAUUAA
Molecule: messenger RNA, 672 nt
Organism: Yarrowia lipolytica CLIB122
Lineage: Eukaryota; Fungi; Ascomycota; Dipodascomycetes; Dipodascales
Biological process (GO): mRNA export from nucleus
Cellular component (GO): nucleus
Molecular function (GO): mRNA binding
Source: RefSeq, a predicted model, not a curated record